Messenger RNA from Megalobrama amblycephala (Wuchang bream), 3285 nucleotides. RefSeq names its product protection of telomeres 1 homolog (gene pot1). The record is from RefSeq and is a predicted model, not a curated record. Gene Ontology annotation, biological process: regulation of telomere maintenance via telomerase; telomere capping. Gene Ontology annotation, molecular function: telomerase inhibitor activity; G-rich strand telomeric DNA binding. The coding region runs from base 717 to 3173 and encodes 818 amino acids. NCBI's taxonomy places the organism in Eukaryota, Metazoa, Chordata, Actinopteri, Cypriniformes, Xenocyprididae. Gene Ontology annotation, cellular component: nuclear telomere cap complex; chromosome, telomeric region. The transcript is spliced from 21 exons.
AGAUAAUCAGUGUUAUUCACUUCACCUGUCAGGGGUCAUAAUUUUAUGCCUGAUCGAUGUAGUAACCUGUUAUAUGGGCCUAAAAUAACAUGGAAAAUUUGUGAAACAGACAACAGAUGUGGAAUCAACAGAUGUGUCUUUUCAUUUAAAGACUUGGAUAUAUUUUAUCAUCAUCAAUGCAACAGUAUUAGACUCACUCAUGCAGAACAUAUUCACUUAAAUGUAUUGCAGAGUAUAUUCCAUACACAACUCUCCAUCCAUGGUGUUUCUCAAUGAUAAUAAAUCCUCAAGUUUGUCUGAAACAUUUGCAGACUUUUGAUUUGGUGAACAUGAUGAACAUCAUCCUAAUAUGACACAUCAUUCAUCUUUAAACCAUUUAUCUUUUGCUGAUGUAUCAGGCUUCCAAAAAAAUUGUUUAACAUAAUUAUGUUAAGAAUUCAGUUCAGCUUCAUUCCACAUAAAUCUUACAUGAAUUUGCUUUUUUUUUUUCUUGUACAGCUGAUGCUUUCAGUUCUAGGACUGGUCAGCAUUAAUUUUGUCUUCUUCUUGUUCUUCCUCUUCUUUUUUUUCGCAAGACCUUGGCCUUGAUGUAACUUUUUUUGUGCUUCUCUAUCCGUCAUUCAAACCUCUGUAACCUUUUACCACAAAGCAUUCAGAAUUUUUGGAGAAAUGAAGACUCAUGGACCUUUCAAGCCCUUGAGUGCUAUAGACUACAGAUGAUCUUUACAUUAAAAAAGAGGCUUGAAAGAGCUCAUGUAUUUCAAUACCAUAGAGAAGAAGAGAGACAGAAUGGCAGAAAGGAUAAAGAGGUCAAUUCUUGCCUAAGCUGUUAUCAAACGGACAUGCCUGUACAAAAAGUCAAUGAUUCAUCUGACCUAGACGCCAAGGUUCCUUCCCAUCUCCAGCGCACAUCUAUAACAAGCCUCACAAUGACCUCUGACCCCUCGCACAGAUGUGUUAAGGCUAGAGUGGUUCACAAAGGUCCCGUGAUAUCCUGUGCACAGAAAGAUGGCAUCGAAAUGCUUAGAGCUGAGAUCAAAGAGGAGGACCUCCCUCAGAGUACCACUGAACAUACAUCAAUCAACGUCAUUUUCUUUGGCACAUUGGCCAAGGACUUCUCCGAGUCUGUCAGACAGGGGGAUGUUGUCCUAUUGGCAGACUUCACUAUCAGAAAGUCUCCAUCUUUUCUCAGAGACAAACUACAUCCUUGUCAGUUGGAAAUGGAUGGCAAAGAUGCCUGUGUCUAUGUAUGUCCCUCGGCAGCCCCCUCCCAUGGUCCCUCCAGUUCAGAGGCCAAAUACACUUAUGUUCCUCUAAACAUGUUGAAGCACAAAACAGUGGUGAACGUCUAUGGUGUGGUGACCUUCUUCAAACUGCCUUUCCCCUCUAAAGGUUCAGAUUACUGCUCUACACUAAAGAUCACAGAUCAAUCAGAUGUUAAAGUGAGCUGCAACAUCUUCUCUAAAAAACUGGAGGAUCACCCAGUCAUCUUCAGAGUUGGGGACAUUAUCCGACUCCACAGAUUCAAGGCAGAUAUGUUCAAUGACUCCAUGACUCUCUUGAACACUUAUGGUUGGUCUGCAGUCACAUUCGAUGGAAUAACUGACAGCCCAGUAGCCCCUCGUACCUCCAGCAAAUCAUUUCACUUUGGAGAAUCCGAUAAAAAUACAGUGCAGGAGCUUCGCCAAUGGGCUGCCAGCCAGUCUCUGAUAUCCAAUGACCCCACUGUCUCUCUGUCCUCAGUACAUCCCGGGAUGUACUUUGAUCUUACCUGCCAGUUGCUGGCAAAGGCUGUCAUGGAUAGUCGCUGUAUCCUACUUAAGGUGUGGGAUGGGACCAAGUGUGAACAUCCCCUGUUGAACGUUGCGGUUGCAUCUGAUGCAUUAGAAGGAGAAUCCACUGUUGCUAAAGACAGGAUGAACCUGACAGCCAAUGUUCUAGUCUAUGACAAUCACGUGGAGGCAGCUCAAGACUUAAAGCCCGGCACGUUCCUGCGGUUCUACAAUCUCCAUUCACUCCAUCAGAAAGCUCCGGACCAGCAGCCAGAACAACCUGAACAUCUCAGUUUCCACCUCCAUGGAGGGACGACAUAUGGACGAGGUUUACGCAGCCUUCCUGCAGAGAGCCCUGAUCUACAGUCCCUCAAGAGUGUGCUGGAGAAUCAUGUCGAUCUGGAUGAGCAUGAUGACAUAAAUGAUGGCACGUUACUGGAGAUUUGGUACACACCGCCAGAGGCUGUAGUCUUGCCAAAUGAUGAAGAACCAGAUGGAGAAGCAGAUACAGGACCACCUUAUACAGUGCGGACAUGUGAGCACAACACGCAGCAGCUCACACUGGCCCAGGUGAAGCGCUCCACACCCCCGCUGUCAUGUCAUGUCCGAGCCCGGGUGAAGAAGUACCAUCCCCAGCAGUUAUACCAGUGCCUGAAGCUCUUCUGCUCCAAGUGUAAAACAAUGAAAGACGUUCCCGAUGACAGCGCUGUUGGUAAAGUCUUUCGGGACUCUGCGAGAGAUAACCAACCUUGCGAUGAGCAGUGGGCCGCCACUUCGUCAGCGAGCUCCAGAGAGCCCGGCAGAACCAUCUCAAUGCACAUAUCCAGAGACAUGGUGGGGGAAAGCACUCACAUGCAGCUGAUAUUCGUUGAGGGAACGACGCUGGAUGAGAUUUGUGUUUUAUCACGCGAUUACAAAAACAUGGUUCCCGUGAGAUCAGAGAACGGCAGGAUGACCCUGAUGGAUCUCACAGCUCCUUUCCUGUUCUCUGGAGACAAAAGAUAUUACGGGUGUAAGCGGUGCUCUAUGAACACGUUUGAAAACCCUGUGUUUACUGGAGUGGAGACCUGGGAUGAACAGGCAGUUGCUGAAGCUCUGGGAGUUCAGCUGAUGCAGUACAGAUUGUUAAUCCAGUUUGAACUGGACGACCGGACGGACACAUUAGAGGCUCUGCUGUGGGAGAACGCUGAGAAGUUCUUCCAUGUUUCUGCUGUAGAUGCUUCAGGCAGUCAGGAUUUGCAGGACAAGAUUCAGACCAUCAUGGACACAAUUCAACCACCAGAAAGCAGUUUGGAAGAACGUCCAUGGCUGGAUAUUUGCCUCUCUGUCUACACUGUAAAGGACGAUGACAGAAAUAAAGUUUGCUACCAGAUCACUAACACAGAAAUUAGAGAAGAAUAGAGAAGUUAAAGGAUUAGUUCACUUUCAAACUAAAAUUUCCUGAUCAUUUACUCACCCCCAUGUCAUCCAAGAUGUUCAUGUCCUUCUCUCGUCAGUCGAAAAGAAAUUAAGG